Molecule: messenger RNA, 2971 nt
Organism: Cuscuta campestris
Lineage: Eukaryota; Viridiplantae; Streptophyta; Magnoliopsida; Solanales; Convolvulaceae
Source: the annotation of a GenBank genome assembly
CCAGGGAUUUUGCGUGGAAUCAAAAGCCUCUUCUUCCGCAUCAUCUUCUAGGUCUCCUCCUACCGCUCUUCUCUUCUUCGGCAAAUUUCUUGAUCUCCUCCUCCGUGGAUGCAGGUUUUUCUCUUCUCCAACUUCCCUCCAUCGUCCUCAAGCCUUCACAAUUGUGAUGGCAGUGUUGUUGAUAAUGGUAUAGAGCAGUGAUAUCAUCGAUGGUGACGAUGAAAAAUCAAAGGCGUCAAUGGUAGGUUUCGUUAGUAGCGGUACGGCAGAGCAGAGGACGGAGGUGGUGGAGAUUCAAGUGAUAGUGGCAGGUAUGUGGCAGCGACGAUGGCGGUGGUGGGCAUCAUCGUCGGCGACGAUUGCGGCAGUGGGCGUCGCUGUUAGUAGCAUGCUGUUGUGAAAUUGGCCGAAUUUUUUUAGUUUUGAACUUGGCCACCACUGAUGGGACUAACUUAAUUUAUCAUUAUCGGAGUCUUAAUCAUCCCUUCAGAAAUUUUUUUAUGACUCUGGUGAAGAUAUGUGCAAGAUCCAGGUAAUGCAUUACAAUACGAAAAUGAUGCAUUCUCAUAAUCAAGCCAUCAAAUUGGUGCUUUCAUUGAGAGCUGAGGAACAUACUCGUAGGUUAAUUCCCGGAAGCGAGAAUGGUGCAAACAAGGAGCAACGUCCCUACCACCAGCCACGUCGGCGGCGAGGAGAACGCCCCGGGCAACGGCAACGGCACGGGUGGCAUCGGUUCGACUCCGGACGCGGUCCAGGCGCUGGCUUGGGGGUGACCACGGAGCAGCUUCAGGCGGCCGUUGCGGCACAUUCCGCCAUGGGUGGAAACGUGCCCGGCGCCGGAGCUGGAAAAGCUCCGCCCGGUCCCCACGCCGAACACGCUGCCACUUCCCAGCACAAGGAGAAGAAGACCCAGAGGAGUAGAAGGAGGCCCGGCAAAGCCCAGGUGUUCGAGGAGGUGAUAGUGGAGGACGUUCUCGAAGGGGAAGACGAUGAGUCCAGCGAGUGCCGAGUGUCGGCCUUCAAGCGCGUAGGAGGUGAAGAGACCCGGAUAUCGACCUUCGAUAGGCUCGACCGCGGACCGGAAGACCACCCGGGCGACCUCUGCCGACAAAUAUCCCAAGGCAGGCGAAGGCAUGCUGAGGAGUCCGCGACAUCGGAUGCUCGCUCGGCGAGGCCUGAGCGGAGCGGAGAAAGGCGGGACGAGCGCACCCAACGUCGCCAUAGUCCAACAAGAACUGAAAAGACAAAGGCCUCGGACCAAGGGGUAUCUCGGCUCGCUCGUGAGAUUGCCGAGCUCAAGCGCCGAGUGGAGACAAGGGCUCCCUACAGCCAGCCCAUAUUGCGAACGAUCAAGGCCUACAAUGGAACGACGGACCCCCAAGAUCAUUUGUCUAAGUUCUACGCUUCCAUGGAAGCGACGGCAGCCCCAGACGAGGUAAAGUGCCGAUGCUUUCUCGCGACGCUAGAGGGCUCCGCGUGCGAUUGGUUCAACCGGCUCCCGAAGGGAACCAUUGACGAUUGGGAUACGCUAGCGGAGAAGUUCUUGACGCAUUUCGCGGCCAACCAAAGGCAGAGGCUACCUUACUCCCACCUGCUCAACAUAUGCAUCUGCAAGGGAGAGAAGGUCCGCGACUUCAUAGUCCGGUGGGAGAAGGAGGCUAAAUACGUGCACGGGGCGGAUGACCAAGCUUUGGUGGCCAUGUUCCAAGCAGCUCUUCCCCGCGGAGAGGUGAGGAAGGAGCUCCGCAAGAAUCCUCCCCCCACGUACCAAGAAACCUUGGCACGCGCUAAGUUCAUGGCCUCGGAGGAGUUUGACGACGCCCCAGACUCCGAGGCCGCGCCAGCUCAGCGUGCUCCAGCGGACUUGAGUGAGACCGCGAAAAAGAGGAAGAAGAAGAAAGACUACAUCGCGGGCCCGAGGACGCCCUCGGCCGGAGUGUAUUCCGUGGGCGCCCCCUGGGGAUGGAAGGAAAUGCAGCGGCUCAUCGCCCGAGGGCCGGCUCCGCGAGACGAUGGAGCAGCCCCUUCCCGGGGUCCGCCGGAAGGGAGAACGUGGAGGAAGCCGACUGAGCCGGUCGCAGUGGCGACGCAGGCAAGGAACCCUGAGAAGAGGCACAUCGGGCGGGAGUGCGACGAUCUAGACGAAGACGAAGCCCAAGGAUAUCCGGUGGGAUUUAUCCAUGGGGGAAACAUUGGCGGGGACUCUGUCGCUCAAAGGAAGAGGUGGAAGCACAUGGCCUUCGUCGCCAAAAUAGAGAUCAACGACGCCAUAGUGCACCGUACCUUGGUGGACACGGGAAGCUCAGUCAAUAUAAUGUAUGAGAAAACAUUCCAAGACCUCGGCUUGAACCGCAAGGACUUAAAGCCUAUGUGCACUCCUCUCUCCAAAUUCACGGGGGACUCCAUCGAGGCCGAGGGAGUCAUCGCCGUGCCCGUGAUAGUCGGGGAUGGUGCGCACAAGGCCAAGUUGAAGAUGGAGUUCAUGGUUGUAAGCAUCAAUUGCACGCACAACAUGAUCCUAGGACGGCCCGGCCUUGAGGACUUGGAAUGUGUGAUCUCCCCGCACUACUUAUGCAUGAAGUUCCCCACUCCGUCCGGGAUCGGGGUGGCGAGGGGAGACCAGAAGUUAGCUCGGUCAUGCUACGUCCAAAUCACGAAGAAGUUGCCGAGGGAUGAAAUGCUGGUCGUGCACGCGCAGGAGGAAAUGCGCAAGUUGGAAGCACGACCAAAGGCCGAGCCCGCUGAGGAAGUCGAGGAAGUGCCGCUCGACCCGCGGGUGCCUGAGCGGAAGGUUAAGGUUGGGGUGAGCCUAACAGGGAGCUAGCGGAAACGCUUGGUGGACGUGCUCGCCGCCUACCGCACAAUCUUUGCAUGGGGACCCGGGGAUAUGCCGGGGGUGGACCCCAAGAUCAUAUGUCACCGCUUGGCAGUCAAUUCGGAGUCUAGGCCGGUGAAACAGAAGAAGCGAUUC